Momordica charantia (bitter melon) is the source of this 1194-nucleotide messenger RNA. RefSeq names its product ethylene response factor 1 (gene ERF1). Gene Ontology annotation, molecular function: DNA binding; DNA-binding transcription factor activity. NCBI's taxonomy places the organism in Eukaryota, Viridiplantae, Streptophyta, Magnoliopsida, Cucurbitales, Cucurbitaceae. The record is from RefSeq and is a predicted model, not a curated record. Gene Ontology annotation, biological process: regulation of DNA-templated transcription; ethylene-activated signaling pathway.
GCUCGAAUUUUCCUCCUCCAAACGACCUCCAAAACAGAGGAGCUUCAAAAACAGAGCUUCUCUUCCUCUUCUUCUUGUUGUUCUAAAUUUCUAAUUCUCAAUUCCCAAUCAGAAUUCGAUCUCCCUCAAUUACAUGGAUUCCUCCGGCUUCUUCUCCCCGGCUUCCGAUUUCUCAUCAGAAUCUUCCUUCGGUUCGCCRGAAUCCUCCUUCAUGAAUUUGGACCACUAUUUUCUCCCUUUCAACGAGAACGAUUCGGAAGAAAUGCUUCUCUACGAACUGAUCUCGGAGGGGACUCAGGGGGGCGUUCGAGUGAAGGAAGAGGAAGUCGAUUCCGUCGGCGAGGAGAGCCCCAAGAAGGAGAGAUCUUACCGGGGCGUUCGCCGGCGGCCGUGGGGCAAAUUUGCGGCGGAGAUUAGAGAUUCCACCCGACAUGGAAUCAGGGUCUGGUUGGGGACUUUCGACAGUGCUGAGGCAGCCGCUCUGGCCUACGAUCAAGCCGCGUUUUCGAUGAGGGGGGCCGCGGCAAUUCUCAAUUUUCCGGUGGACAGAGUUAGGGAGUCUCUGAAAGAAAUGAACUGCAGCGGCGGCGGCGGCGGCGGCGGCGAUGACGGCGGGUCUCCGGUGGUGGCGUUGAAAAGAAAACACUCCAUCAGAAGGAAGGCCAUAAGCAAAAAGAGCAAAGAAAGAGAUGUGAGGAUCCAAAAUGUGGUGGUUUUGGAAGAUUUAGGGGCAGAGUAUUUGGAAGAACUUUUGGGCUCUUCUCAAAGUGGUAGCCCUUGUUCUUACUGAAUUAAAAAUCCUCUUUUUUAUUUUUCUUUUUCUUUUUUUUUUUAUUUGCGAUUUUGGCUUUCCAGUUCACACCAUCUAGGGAUCUCUUAAUUUCCUGUUAAUAUUUUUCCCCCCUCCAUCUCUCCCUGUUUCACCAGACAAGAAAGAAGAAAAAGCUUCAAAAUGUAAGAGCUUAGAGAAGAUGAUCAUAUUCUUCAUCUUUUUUCUUUUUUUCUUCUUUGUCUUAUUGUAAAUUAGGAAAAAGAAAAAAGGUGAAUUAUCCUUGUAGUUCUGGAUAGGCUCAAUUCAAAUCUCUGUGCCUGUGCGACAAUUAUUACACGAAUGUUUCUCAAGGAAUUUUAGACUUUUCCCUACGUGGGUCACACGUGUGUACUAUAAAAUUGACACCUCAAUUAUUAUUUAUA